AAAAUAAUAAAAAAGUUUUUGAAGUAAAAUUAAAAAUUCAAUCUAAAUGGAUAAUUUACCAAAAUUGGUUGUAAAGAAUAACCAAAACUACGUAUGAAAACAAAUUAGUGGAGACAACAACAAUAAAAUUGCAACAAAACAAAACAAACUUUUUUAACAAAACAAAACAACCUGGAAAAAUUACAAAAACAACAAACACCCUUGCAAGAAAUUGAAACCAAAAUUAAAGUAAGUUCAUUCCUAAUGAUUUCUAUCUAAAACAGUACCACAACCAAAAACAACUGCAACAAUUCAACUACAAGCAAAAAGUAAACACAGACGGAGACAAAUCCGACGUUAAAAACUUUGUUCAAAAAUCGACUUCAACACUAAACUACAACGUCAGCAGCAACACCACCACCAACAACAACAACGUUGAAAACAAAAAAACCGAGAUGGAUUUCAACUUAUUCCCCGACGGAUUGUUCGACCUGCUGAAAAACGUCACCAUCGCGGUUCUUCGCGAGCGACCAGCAGACUUGUACGAAUUCGCCGCCGAGUACUUCGCGAAACUUCGAGACGCCAGACGUGCGGAGAACAUCCCGCUGUACAUCGUCGUCGAUGAUGACAACCUCGCCACUGAACCUGAUCCCGGAAGUUUUCGUCCGAAAACAAGGAGGCAGAGUAGAGAAGGUAGACGAGGUUCAGUUUCAGCGGAAAGAUAUGACCCGGAAGCAGAUGCGGAGAUAUCGUCACGUGACCUCCUCCAAUCUUAUUUGCCGCCAAAAACAGAAGACCAACGCAGCAGAUUGACGGAGGCGGUGAAAGACAUCCUCAUCUUCAGAUCUCUGGACACAGACCUGAUGAAGGAAGUGAUCGACGCCAUGUUCGAACGCAAAGUGCAGCCGGGAGAGCACGUGAUCAAGCAGGGAGACGAUGGCGACAACUUCUACGUCAUCGAAACCGGUGUCUUCGACGUUUUCAUAUCGCGUGAAGUAAGCAGCAGCAGCAACGGUGCGACAUCACCAACGUCCUCCGGCAGUUUCGGAGAGUUAGCCCUCAUGUACAACAUGCCGAGAGCGGCUUCAGUGGUGGCAGUCACGGAAGGAACUUUGUGGGCGAUGGACAGAAAAUCUUUCAGACGAAUCGUUCUGCAGAGCGCGUUUCGCAAGCGUCAGAUGUACGAGCGACUGUUACAAAGCGUUCCCAUGCUCUCCAGCCUGGACAACUACGAAAGGAUGACGCUGGCCGACGCCCUGGUCUCAAUGACGUUCGAAGAUGGCGAGUGCAUCAUCAAGCAGGGGGACGAGAACGCCAACGGAAUGUACUUCAUUGAAUCUGGAUCUGCCAGAGUCACUAUCCGCAGGAAGAAAGACGAAGGAGAGGAAGAAGAAGCCUGUAGAUUGAUUGGCACUGGAUCAUACUUUGGAGAAAUGGCACUACUUGACAAAACGCCUAGGACGGCCAGUGUGUAUGCAGACGGAAAGGUGAAGGUCGCAUUUUUGGAGAGGGACUCCUUUGAGAGGCUGCUAGGACCGUGUCUAGACGUCAUGAAGAGAAACACCGCCGGCUACAAGAAGUCUGGCAGUCUCAAUCAUUGA
This is a messenger RNA of Helobdella robusta, 1580 nucleotides long. RefSeq lists its product as hypothetical. Gene Ontology annotation, molecular function: cAMP-dependent protein kinase regulator activity. NCBI's taxonomy places the organism in Eukaryota, Metazoa, Annelida, Clitellata, Rhynchobdellida, Glossiphoniidae. The record is from RefSeq and is a predicted model, not a curated record. Gene Ontology annotation, cellular component: cAMP-dependent protein kinase complex. Gene Ontology annotation, biological process: regulation of protein phosphorylation. The transcript has 6 exons. The coding region runs from base 435 to 1580 and encodes 381 amino acids.